Messenger RNA from Arachis ipaensis, 1186 nucleotides. RefSeq lists its product as uncharacterized. The record is from RefSeq and is a predicted model, not a curated record. NCBI's taxonomy places the organism in Eukaryota, Viridiplantae, Streptophyta, Magnoliopsida, Fabales, Fabaceae.
UAUCCAGUGUGUGGCUUUCAUAUAGAGAAAGAGAAGCCCUCUUUCACGGUGAGUUAUCCCCACUAGAAACUUUUGCGAAAAGCAAUAGCCAUGGACACUGGAAAGUACAGGCUUUAUGCUGUUCGGAGGGGGCGAAUUCCUGGUAUCUAUACGUCUUGGAAGGACUGUAAAGAACAAGUUAACGAGUUCAAAAAUGCCGAGUUCAAGGGUUUCCGCCUCCUAAGAGACGCCCAACAAUGGUUGGGAGUGGUUGAUCCACCAUUGCCACCACCCCCACUUCCGGAGCUUCAUUGUGGAGUUUAUCCUCCGACGGGUCUGUUGCAGCAACCGUUUCCUCUAUCCACACAGUUCAACAGCAUGCAAGUUAGCCCAGCAUUGGGAAAGUCAUCACAGAAGGCAUUCGUUCCUUGUUCUCAAACACCACUAGGACCGAAUAUUGUUCCGGAAACAUGUUCGAAUCAAUUUGUAUUGGUUGAAGACAUGGAGGUGUAUCUCAUUCGUGUGUGUUGCCAGCUGAAGCUUGAUUAUCCGGUCUUUAACAGGCGAGAGUUUUUUUCCGGCAGCGGAGAGUUACUUCAUGGCUAUUGGGUGACACUGCUAUCCCAACAACACGACAUUAACUGGAUCGUUGAGGGUGGGUUCUCACCGGAUGAGGGGAACGCAAGGCAAGAUGCGUCGUUCAAAAUGUUGGGGAAGGUGUUAUCUUUGGUCGGGAAGGAAAUCCACGACUACAACUAUAGGAUCGUGGCAGGCUUGAGAGUUCGGGCUAAGGAAUUGGAACAGCAGUUAUCAAAACCAGCAUACCAGCGAAUCCGGAAUCUCGAACAGGCGAAUCAAAAGCUUAAGUCUGAUCUUCAGAAGUUUAACGAGUUAUUCGAGACUUGAAGGGAGGGAUGACUAUGGUAGCAAGUUUAUAUUUUGACAGUUUAGCAGUUUAGUGUUAAGUUGGUCCUUUACUAUUGUCAUGUUUAGUAGUCACCCCUGUUUAUGUUUUUCUAUUGUUAACAUUGACGGUGACUCUUGUAACGUCAGGAACGGUGAUUUUGCUGUCGGGUUUAUUUUGCUUUCCACUGACCUCCAAGGAUAGUUCAUGAACUAAUUAUGAAAAUGUUAACGUUAAUUACUUAUUUUAUGGUGGUUGGGUCUGUAACUUACAGUUAUUUGAAUUUAAUUUUUUUAACUUAAC